CCAAUUUGUGGUUUUCCACAAGCGACACGGGAAACAAACAAUUAAGUGGAAGGUUAGUUACGAAACAUUUCUAUGGAAUAUUCUGCAGUACAAAGUCGAUUGUGAAGUGUUGUAUAUACAAAUUCUAAACAAACAAUUGUAUCUAAAAUACGGUUGCCUUCCGAUAUUCUCUUAAGUGCUUGAUAACGAUCACUUUCCGAUUAGAUGGUGUAUAUGUGAUAGACCACUAUAAAAGGACAACUCUGUCUUGAUCAGUGAGUUACCACAAUGGGGUUCAAAAUCAUUGUUUGUUUGUUGUUUCUUUUUGUACAAACAAAAAGUCUACAAUUAGUUAAUAGCAAUGACGAAAGUAUCAAACUGGAGAUAUCUGUCGGUGACCAAACAACAAUAAGUGUCACUCUAGGUGAUGCGGUCAAAAUAUCUGGACAAAUUGGGCAAAACCGAAAUCUGGACUUUCCUGACGAUUGUGACGGAGCCGCUAGUUGUAGUCUCCAGAUUGACGAUGUCUCUUUGUCUAUCGAUAGUAUUGAUAGCGGUUUUAAUAUUUCAUGGCAAACCAGUAACACUGAAGCCACACUUCAAGAUUGUCUAGAUUUAAAUGGUUCUGACACGAAUUGGUUUGGUGGUCCUGAGAAGUGGGAAGCCGAUUGGCCUGUAGAAAAUGUAAGGUAUAGGAAUAGGAUUUACACAACUUUGAAGGGCGACAAUGGUGCCGUGGCCGAACGCUAUUGGUUAAACUCGAACGGUGGAUAUGUUUUCGUUGGUGAUAAGGUUCCUUUAUACGUGGACCAAAACACUGCAGUUCCUGGAAGUAUAUGCUUUAUAGGGGCGGCAACGGACUCCUAUGCUGGAAGAGACGAAGUUACUUUGGUCUACAAUUUAGUGGUUAAGGGAGAUGCUAAAGAAGCUCAUUUGCACGCCGUCAAUAACUUUUUGGGCAAACCUCAAGCACACCCUGACGAGUGGAUCAUUCGUAACCCAAUUUGGACCACUUGGGCUAAAUACAAGAGGGAUAUUAACGACGAAGUGGUGGUUGCUUUUGCGCAAGAGAUAGCAGACCAUGGUUUCACAGGACAAAUCGAAAUUGAUGAUUUCUGGGAGACGUGCUAUGGCUCUUUGGUGUUCAAUGAUAACCAAUUCGCCGAUAUUAAUGGUACCGUCCAAACCUUGAAAGAUUUAGGUUUCACGGUGACCCUCUGGACUCACCCUUUUGUUAACGAUGACUGCGAAGAACCAAUGCAGUAUGGCGAAAGCAACGGUUACUUUAUUAAAUCUAAGAACGACGGUAGCGAGGAAACCAGCUGGUGGAAUGGAAACCCUGCUCAUCACGUUGAUUUCACCCAAGAAGGAGCAAGAAAGUGGUUUACGGACAGGCUUAAGACACUUCAGGAGUUGCACGGUAUUGAUAGUUUUAAGUUUGAUGCAGGCGAAAGUGAUUGGGCGCCACCAAAUCCAGACCUUAAUGCUGAUAUAGAAGAUAGUCCAAAUGCGCUAACUGCUGCCUAUGUUCGUACUUGUGCUGAAUUCGGCGGUUUGCUUGAAGUUAGAUCUGCGUGGAGGACACAAGAUCUUGGAAUAUUUGUGAGAAUGUUGGACCGGGAUUCUAGAUGGACUAUUAUCAAUGGUCUACACUCUAUUAUCACCAGUCUUCUACAGUUUAACAUUAACGGAUAUGGAUUCGUCCUUCCUGAUAUGAUUGGAGGGAACGGUUACUUUGAACAACCAACAGCCGAAUUAAUUGUUAGGUGGACGCAAGCAAACACCUUUAUGCCUUCCAUGCAAUUCAGUUUUUUGCCGUGGGAGAUAACUAGUGAUGAUUUUGAUGCAGUUGCAAUUGUCAAAAAGUUCGUGGAAUUGCAUGAAGAAUACGCUGAUUCUAUUUUAGCCGCCAUGAAUAAUAGCAUUUCGACAGGAACUCCCGUAAAUCCUCCUAUCUGGUGGGUUGAUCCUACAAAUCCUGACGCUCUAAAAUCAAACGAUCAGUAUUUGGUGGGUGAGGAAAUUCUUGUAGCUCCUAUAAUAAAGAAAGGUGCUACUAGUAGAAAUAUCGUUAUUCCGGCUGGUACGUGGAAGGAUGGAAACGAUGGAACAAUAUACGAAGGACCUCAAACUUUGGCAGACUAUCCUGCACCGAUUGAUGUACUUCCCUUUUUCAUUAAACAAUAAUUGUAUCAAUAAAAAGCAAAUUCUUGGCACUGUUUACUA
Molecule: messenger RNA, 2205 nt
Organism: Zophobas morio
Lineage: Eukaryota; Metazoa; Arthropoda; Insecta; Coleoptera; Tenebrionidae
Product: myogenesis-regulating glycosidase-like
Exons: 11
Coding region: 268-2166 (632 amino acids)
Biological process (GO): carbohydrate metabolic process
Molecular function (GO): hydrolase activity, hydrolyzing O-glycosyl compounds
Source: RefSeq, a predicted model, not a curated record